AUGUCGAAUUCGACGGCUAGCUACAAGCAGCAGAAAGAGGCUUUCGUCUCGGGACACAAUGGCGGCUCCGUUGCAGAGAUACUUGCCGUGACGGGCGUUGCUCCGGUUGCCCUCGUGCUCUGGUCCGUCCUACAGACGCGCCAGUCGUUCUUCGACCCAUACACCCCCAUAGCUUUUACUGUUGACUUCCUUCUCAACAUAAUUGCUGUGCUUCUUGCAACAACUCUAUAUGCCCACGCACCGGUUCUUCUCAUACUACUACUUGCCGCCCCCGCCGUGCUUCUAUACGGUAUUCCUGCGGCAAAUGCCUCCAGGCGCCGACCCAAGAAGCCUAAGCCCACCGAGGCCCAGAAGCAGGCAGAUGUGCUCUCAUUAAAGCCAUUUUUGACAAACUACCGUGGCAGCAUGCUCGCCCUGACAUGUCUAGCAAUCCUAGCGGUUGAUUUCCCCAUAUUCCCCCGUCGCUUCGCCAAGGUCGAGACCUGGGGCACGUCUCUGAUGGAUAUAGGCGUAGGCUCUUUCGUCUACUCCGGGGGUCUCGUUUCGGCUCGCCCAGUGUUGCGGGAGGUUGCCAGCGGCAAAUCCGCACCGCUGGCGCAGAAACUGAUAUACAGCCUCCGUCACUCAUUUCCGCUUUUGGUUCUCGGCGUGAUCCGACUACUAUCCGUCAAGGGACUAGACUAUGCAGAGCACGUCACUGAGUACGGCGUGCACUGGAACUUUUUCUUCACCUUGGGAUUCCUCCCGCCUUUUGUGGCCAUUCUGCAGCCUUUCCUACGCAUCAUACCCUCAUACGCCGUUCUCUCAAUUAUCCUAGGCGUCGUCUACCAAAUGCUGCUUGAAAGCACCCGCCUCAAAGCCUACAUCCUGAUCGCCCCGCGUACCGACCUGAUAUCCAUGAACAGGGAGGGCAUAUUCAGCUUCUUGGGCUACCUGGCCAUCUUCUUCGCAGGCAUGGACGCUGGCACUUAUGUCCUCCCACGGACGCUAGGCAAUGAGCCCGCCAGCCCCUCCGGCGCGCGGAAGAAGCUGCUCGUGAGGAUGGGGUUGCGCACGGUGCUCUGGACGGCGCUCUACGUCUUCACGACAAACUUCACCUAUGGCCAGGGCCUGGAUGUGUCCCGCCGCAUGGCGAACCUGCCGUACGUGCUGUGGACCGCAUGGUACAACUCGGCGCUGCUGAUGGCGUUUUGCGUCGUCGAGGCGCUUUUUUUUUCCCCCACAGCCUGUUACGGAAACAGCAGCGCCCACGUCUCAGACGGGAGGGCUGAGAAGGAGGCGCACAAUGCGGCCACGAGCCGGGUACUACGUGCUUUUAACAAGAAUGGGCUGGCCGUGUUCUUGUUGGCGAACCUGCUUACGGGAGCGGUCAACAUGACGCUUCCUACGUUGACUGCUGGCCCGCUGCUUGCGAUGGGCAUCUUGGUGGGGUAUGCUCUGGUCGUGACGGGGGUUGCUGUGAUUCUGGAUGUCUAUAAUAUCUCAAUCAAGCUGUAG
Messenger RNA from Pyricularia pennisetigena, 1497 nucleotides. RefSeq lists its product as uncharacterized. The transcript is spliced from 2 exons. The record is from RefSeq and is a predicted model, not a curated record. The coding region runs from base 1 to 1497 and encodes 498 amino acids. Gene Ontology annotation, biological process: protein localization to plasma membrane; GPI anchor biosynthetic process. Gene Ontology annotation, cellular component: membrane; endoplasmic reticulum. Gene Ontology annotation, molecular function: glucosaminyl-phosphatidylinositol O-acyltransferase activity. Lineage: Eukaryota; Fungi; Ascomycota; Sordariomycetes; Magnaporthales; Pyriculariaceae.